UAUAUUCAUAACCUCAAACAAAUAUUAAAGCUCGCAGGAAGCAGUAGUUUUGUAAAGAUUUUACAAUAAAGCGUAUUGCAAUAUUUUUCAAAAAUGGGUGACGAAGUGGAUGGAAACACGGUGUUGGCCCAAGCUCUCAAAGCACAGGGCGUAGAAUUCAUUUUUGGAAUAAUCGGAUAUCCAGUCAUAGAGCUAAGCCUGGCAUUACAGAUGGCCGAUAUCCAUUAUAUCGGAAUGCGGAACGAGCAAGCUGCUUGUUAUGCUGCACAAGCUAUGGGAUACUUAACAGGCAAUCCUGCUGGAGUUCUUUGCGUGUCAGGCCCCGGAGUACUGCACACUUUUGCUGGUAUGGCAAACGCACAAGUGAAUUGCUGGCCAGUACUGGUUAUUGGUGGCUCAGCACCACAGGAUCAUGAAGGAAUUGGGGGUUUCCAAGAAUGCAACCAAGUUGAAUUAGCGCGACCUUAUAGUAAAUACUCAGCCAGACCCCCAAGUAUACCUCUCAUACCGUCACAUGUAGAAAAGGCUGUGAGACUAGCCAAAAAUGGCAGACCAGGCGCAGUCUAUUUAGAUUUUCCAGCAAAUAUUUUGUCAGGAAAGGUAGAUUCUAGUGCCGUUCCACUUCAAUAUGGACCUACAGAAAUUCCCAUUAUAUAUCCAGACCCAAAGAAAAUUCAACAUGCCAUUAAAGUACUGUCAGAAGCCAAAAGACCUUUAGUUAUUAUUGGUAAAGGGGCUGCUUAUGCGAGAGCAGAAGACCAAGUUAAUGAACUAGUAAAUAGUACAAACUUACCAUUCCUUGCAACUCCAAUGGGCAAAGGGGUUGUUUCAGAUACGUCAGACAAAUGCGUUCAAUCCGCACGAACAUUGGCGCUUCUAAAAGCUGACGUUAUAUUGCUGUUAGGGGGUAGACUAAAUUGGAUGCUUCAUUUUGGAAGACCAAGCAGAUUUGCUCCAGACGUUAAAGUAAUCCAAAUUGAUAUAUCUUCAGAAGAAUUGCACAAUAGUGUCAAAUCUGAAGUGGCUAUUCAAAGCGAUAUCAAAACUGCUGUAGCUGAACUAGCAAAGGGGUUAAAACUGCAAAAAUUUGUGUUUUCUAGAACAGAGGAAUGGUGGACUAGUUUGACGAAAAAAUGUGAUGAAAAUAGAAAAAAUGUUGAGGCAAUGGCUAACGACCACCAAGUCCCACUCAACUAUUACGCAGUCUUUAGCAACCUCUACAAAAAUCUUCCCGAUAAUUGCAUAAUUGUCAGUGAAGGAGCUAACACUAUGGACAUAGGAAGAGCCGUACUCCUUAACAAACGUCCAAGACACAGACUGGAUGCUGGCACUUUUGGUACGAUGGGUGUGGGUCCAGGUUUUGCAAUCGCAGCCGCCCUUUAUUGCAGACACUACGAACCAACCAAAAAAGUAAUUUGCGUGGAAGGGGAUUCGGCUUUUGGAUUUUCCGGUAUGGAAAUUGAAACUAUGGUGAGGUAUCGGCUGCCGAUUAUCGUUGUGGUGGUCAACAAUUCUGGAAUUUACACUGGAAUGGAUCAUGAGGUGUUUGAAGAGAUACAAAAUAGUGGAGAAAUUACCAAAGUUACUCCUCCUGGUUGUCUAACCAGUGCCACCCGAUACGACCAAAUGAUGGCUUUGUUUGGCAGGACUGGAUUUUUCGUGCAAACUAUUCCUGAAUUGGAAAGUGCCACAAAACAAGCCUUGGAAAUCCACGAGGGCCCUACUAUAAUUAAUGUUUUAAUCAAUCGUACUGCUGAUAGAAAACCGCAGGCAUUCAAUUGGUUAACUGAAUCAAAACUUUAAUCAAAAUUUUUCUGUUUUAAUAUGUAUUUGGUUGUUAGGAUUUCGGUCUUGGAAUUAAGUUAGAGAUGGGUUGUGAAUAUAUAAUUAUUGGUUCUUUUAUGUUAAUAAAUAUCCUAAUGUGUAUCUAAUUUUUACAACAAUUUGAUUGUGUGUG
Messenger RNA from Ceutorhynchus assimilis (cabbage seed weevil), 1957 nucleotides. NCBI's taxonomy places the organism in Eukaryota, Metazoa, Arthropoda, Insecta, Coleoptera, Curculionidae. The record is from the annotation of a GenBank genome assembly.